Rhincodon typus (whale shark) is the source of this 4499-nucleotide messenger RNA. Its product is annotated as mucin-2-like. Bases 30 to 4499 code for a protein of 1489 amino acids. The record is from RefSeq and is a predicted model, not a curated record. Gene Ontology annotation, molecular function: protein binding. NCBI's taxonomy places the organism in Eukaryota, Metazoa, Chordata, Chondrichthyes, Orectolobiformes, Rhincodontidae. The transcript has 33 exons. Gene Ontology annotation, cellular component: extracellular matrix.
CAGCUGCAUCGACCAAUCUCCGCCACUAGAUGGAUCCCGGGACUUGGCAUGCAGAAUUGGAGGCUGCAAGCAGGAGUGGAGAUGCUGAAGAACAGAAGAACUGUUCGGAAAUUUCAAAGAUUUUUGAGCUUUGUAUUAGCCCAGACAUUCUUGAUCAAUAUUUGGAGAUGUGUCAGAAAGAUGUUUGCACAUGUGAAAGUACAGAGACUUGUGAUGUUUGCACCCAUUUUGAAGAAACAGCACGUCAAUGUACAGCUUGGGAUGGUGAACAAUGGCAAACAUGGCGACAAUCUACAGGCUGUGCUCAGAAGACCUGUCCUGGGAAUCAGGUUCACAAGGAAUGCGGGCCUGCCUGUGUUGCAACCUGUACUAAUCCAAAUUCACAAAUCCAAUGUGAACAGUGUGUGAACACAUGUGAUUGUCCAGCAGGAAUGGUUCUUGACAACAUAAGAAAAACAGACAAUUGUAUCCCGAAAACAGAAUGUCCUUGCAGAAUUGGUGGAUCUAUUUACUUAAGUGGAGAGAGGACAGUUGGCUUUUGCCAUAAUUGCACCUGUAAAAAUGGAGAAUGGGAAUGCCUUCCUCUUAGCUGUCCUCAAUUUUGCAAAUUUGAAGAAGGAAACUAUAUUACAACAUUUGAUGGCAAAAGCUAUCAGUUGAUGGGAGAUUGUUCAUACGUUGCUGCUUUAAUUGAAUAUCAAAUCCAGAAGAAUGGUGUUGUCUAUCUGGAUGGAAUUCCAACGCAAAUCCCAUUGAGGAAAAACAACAUCAACAUCUUUUAUCAGUCCUCGAAUUACAUUCAAGUGUCAACGGAUAAUGGACUCAAAAUGCAACUGAAAAUUGGUCCAAUUGCACAGCUUUAUAUCUCACUUCCUAAUGACGCAAAAGGACUUGUAAGAGGAUUAUGUGGCAACUUUAAUGACAAAGUAGAUGAUGAUUUUCUGUCAUCAGAAAAUAUUGUGGAAGCCACAGCAAUUACGUUCUGUCAUUCUUGGAAGGCUGAGUCGUGUGUUUAUGAAAUUACCCCUCCUGCUCCUUGUGUCAGUUCAGAAAAUGAAAAAUAUGCUAGAGAGCAUUGCUCCCUCUUAAAAGAACAUGGUGGCUAUUUUUCCAUAUGUCAUUCUUCAGUGAAUUACAAGAAAUACUAUGAGAUGUGCGUAGAUGCCGCAUGCACCUGCCAGAACAUUGAUGACUGUAUCUGUGCAGCAUUUGAAGGAUAUGCUCAUGAGUGUGCUGCAAGAGGUAUAAUUGUGGUUAACUGGAGAAAAGAUAUAUGCAGAGUAAAUUGUCCUGAAACUAAUGAGUUCCUGUAUGGUAUGAAAGCCUGCAAUCAGACCUGUAGGUCAUUAGUAGAGCACGAUUUUACCUGUGAUAUUGAAGAUGUCCUUGUCAGUGGUUGUGGCUGUCCUGAAGGAUUGUACCUAGAUGACUUUGGGGACUGUGUGGACAGAUUCAGCUGUCCAUGUAAAAUUGGUGAUACGAUUAUUAAACAUGGCCACGGUACAGCUAUUCAAGGUACCAUUUGCUAUUGUAAAAGUGGAAGUCUCAGCUGUGCUGACCAAAAAUUGAGCACUCCCAAAAUAGAUUGCCAAGGAAAACUAUUUUUGAACUGUACUGAAAAUAAUAAUCAGUGUGUAAAGUCAUGUCAAAAUUUAAAUGUGCCAUGUCCAAGUAAAUGUGUUCCUGCUUGUAUCUGUCCGAAUGGUCAAGUUGAAGAUGAAAAUGGAAACUGCAUUUAUCGUGAAGAAUGCUCUUGUUUAUAUGGUGAUGUCUAUUUUAAACCUGGAGCUGUAAUCCACCAGAAAUGUAACAAUUGUACAUGCAAGGGUGGAUCAUGGGAUUGCUCUAAAAAUCACUGUUCAAAGACUUGCUUAGUUUAUGGAGAUGGCAGCUUUGAAACAUUUGAUGGACAAAGAUUCUUCUUUGAUAGCAAUUGUCAACACAUUUUUUCUCAGACCUCAUUGGAGGAAGUUGGUGCAUUUAAAAUAUUAGUUGAGAGUGUAGCUUGUUGUGAAAGGGGUGUGACAUGCUCAAGAGUGAUCAAAAUUUUACUUAAGGAUUUAGAACUAAAGCUAAUUGAUGGUAAAGUACAAACUUUAUCUUCCAAUGAAGUCCAAUGCAUAGAAAAUAUAUAUACAAUGCACAUGGUUGGAUUCUAUUUAGUCCUUGAAUUUGCCAAUGGGAUGACAGUGAUGUGGGAUAAAAACACCAGAUUUUCAGUAUCGCUGACUCCAAGGUGGCAAAAUAAAGUAUUUGGCCUCUGUGGAAAUUAUAAUUCCCGUAUUGAAGAUGAUCUAAUGACAAAGUCAAAAUCUUUGGUGACCGAUACUCUGGAUUUUGCACAAAGUUGGUCUUCUCCAAAAACAUGCUCUGAGAAAGCAAUAUUAAUUUCUCCUUGUGACAGAAAUCCAUAUUGUUAUGCAUGGGCUGCAAGGAAAUGCAACAUAAUUAUGAGCAAAACUUUUAAAAAGUGCCACAAAUUGGUUGACCCAAGUGAAUACUACUCUGCUUGUGUUGAUGAAACUUGUGCCUGUGACUUGGAAGGGAGAUUUCUGGGCUUUUGUACUGCUGUGGCCGUAUAUGCUGAAGCUUGUAGUAAAGUUGGUGCUUGCAUUGACUGGAGGACCCCAGAGUCAUGCCCUAUCUACUGUGACUAUUAUAAUGAAGGUGAUGAAUGCAACUGGCACUACAAACCAUGUGGAUCAGCAAUUUCAAAAACGUGUAAUAACCAUCCUAUUGGCAGACAAUACUCGACAUUUCUUGAAGGUUGCUAUGCAAAAUGCCCAGAAAAUGCUCCUUAUCUGGAUGAAAAUACAAUGAAAUGUGUUAACUUACCCCAGUGUACUUGUUAUUUCAAUGGUCUGUUAAUACAACCAAAUGAGGUGAAAGUUACAGAUUGUGGACAAUGCACAUGUCAAAAUGGAACCACCACCUGCGAAAAGCUAGCUACAACAUCAAUGCCAACUGUGAUAACCAUUUCCGCAUUUGAAGAAACAGCUACAGCUACUACAGUUAGUCCACCCACUGAGCCUUUUUGCCACGGUGAAUGGUCUCCCUGGUUUAAUCAAAAUACACCAACAAUUUCCAAAUCAAAAGAUGUGGAACUUCUGUUCCCUAUAAUGGAUAAGUUGUGUCCUCACCCUGAAGAUGUUGGAGACAUUCAGUGUCGAUUUGUUGAUUACCCUGAGAAGCCAAUAAAUGAAUCAGCAGACGAUGUGGUUUGUGAGAAUGAUCUAGGACUGGUGUGUAAAGUCUCUAAAAGUACUUCACGGAAAUUCUGUGAUGACUAUGAAAUUCGAGUUUGUUGCAAAUCUCCUGUGAGAACAGUGCCGACAACACUCAGUGGAACUACAAAGUCCAGUGAAGUAACUCCAUCGGUCCAUGAAGUUAUUAAAGUUGUGAGAUUUGCAUUGCCACAAAGGAAGGUCUCAUAUAUCAUCCAUUUUUCAGUUACAGAGCCAAUCUGCCAUGGUGUAUGGUCUCCCUGGUUUAAUCAAAAUACACCAACAAUUUCCAAACCAAAAGAUGUGGAACUUUUGUCCUAUAUAAAAGAUAAGUUGUGUCCUCACCCUGAAGAUGUUGGUGACAUUCAGUGUCAAUAUGUUGAUUACCCUGAGAAGCCACUAAGUGAAUCAGCAGACAUAGUGUUUUGUGAAAAGGAUCUAGGACUGGUGUGUAAAGUCUCUAAAAGUUCUCCACGGAAAGUUUGUGAUGACUACAAAAUUCGUGUUUGCUGCAAAUCACGUAUGAUAGCAAUGCCAACAACACUCGGUGAAACUACAAAAUCCACUGAAACAUUCACAACCAGGAUAACAUCAACAGUAGCAACAGGAAGAUCAAGCACUUUACAGAUCACCAUCAGUGAGCCAGUCUGCCAUGGUGAAUGGUCUUCUUGGUUUAAUCAACACACUCCAACAAUUUCCAAACCAAAAGAUGUGGAACUUUUAUUUCUUAUAAAGGAUAAGUUGUGUCCUCACCCUGAAGCUGUUGGAGUUGUUCAGUGUCAAUAUGUUGAUUACCCUGAGAAGCCACUGAGUGAAUCAGUAGACAAUGUGAUUUGUGAAAAUGAUCUAGGACUGGUGUGUAAAGUGUCUGAAGGAUCUUCACGGAUGUUUUGUGAUGACUACAAAAUUCGUGUUUGCUGCAAGUCACUUAUGAUGCCAAUGCCAACAACAAUCAGUGAAACAUCCACAUCAGGGUUAACAUUAACCACAGCAUCAACAGGAAAAUCAAGCACUUCACAAGUCACCAUCAGUGCACAGUCACCAACUACAGUGACAGGUACAACGGUUUCUCCUGCAACCAUCCGCACUGGGCCAGGUCCGAGCUCAGGGACACCCAUGACUAGUAGCCGUGUUACUCGGAUUGAAGGGUUAACAUCAGCAGCAGUAACAGGAAGACCAAGUACUUCACAGAUCACCAUCAGUGGUGAGUAUUGUUCGACUCCUUUUCAGAAUAUGAAAGAAAUAUGUUCCAAAACCUGCAUUGCAUCUCCAUAA